AUGGUUGUUUGGAAAAGAACUAUAUUAUUUCGAUAUAUAUAUGUAAUUAUAUUACUGGGAAUAAGUUUGAUUUUUGUAUCUGCAGAGGAAAUUCAAAACCCCAAUGAGUCAAGCCAAAUCUCUACUUGUACAAAAGUCAGCUUGGAAAAAAAACCAGGAGAAUUUUUGGUUGAGUCUAGUUUAAGAUUUCCCACUCUUAAAUCACUUUUUUCUUGGAUGGAAUCUCUUGAUCAUUUUUAUAGUGCAUUUACUAAGGAUUUUGAAACAAUUUCAGAUUCAAUCCCACCUAAAGAUGAGUAUGAAUUACAUGCAAUCACUAUGAGUGCUUAUUCUUCCGUGUUAGAAUGCUUUGGAAUUAUUAAUGAGUUAACUGUGCUAUAUAAAUCAUCAAUUUUGGAGCAAGAUUCAGAAAUGUUUUUAGAGAGUUCAUAUUUAAGUAUUAAUGGUCUUGUUCAAGAUUGUUUAACUCCAUGUAAAGAUUUGUUGCUCAAGUCAUACAUAAGAUUGCAUGAAUUGGUAUUCGAAUCAGGAAAGAUACAUUCACCAACUUCACUCAAGUUUUCUGAAAGAAUUAUUGAAUUAUAUGACAAGAUUUGGGAAACAUUAACUAUUUUGUUAGGAUAUACUACUAUGAUAAAAGAAUCACAGAAUCUAACACUCCAAAACCGUUCAGAAAUACAGAAAAGUCUGGAAUCUUUUGAACUUAAACAAGAUAAUUCACCUUCAGAACAGCUUAAAUUAAAUAUAUUAAAACGUAAAAUGGUUGAUAAUAAUAGAAAUGAAAACCUAUUUAAUUUAUUAUUAUCUUUCUUUGAAGGAAAUUUUGCUCUUACAGUCCAAAUUGCAGAGAUGGAAUCCUUAAUAACAGCUGAGAAUAAAAGAAGUAUAAGUGAAUUAGAGGAAUCAAUCAAGAAUAUAGAAAAAUCCAUGAAACACGAAGAGAAAAAGGAAGAAGGAAGCGCAAUGCAGCUAAUUUCAAUUCUGAAGGGUGAAAUAAACUCAAGAUCGGAGAUCCUAGUGCGUCAAAUCUCAGGAUCUCCCAUUUACCUACAAAAAUAUGAUUUAGAUCUUAGCUCUAUAUUUAAAAAGCUUAGCUUGAAAGAAUCUCAAACGGAUUCAAAUGAGCAGCACAAAUCAGAUGAAGAAAUUAAAGCUGAUGAAGAUGAUCAAGCAGAUCAAAAUAAAGUAGAGUAA
Cryptosporidium ubiquitum is the source of this 1194-nucleotide messenger RNA. RefSeq lists its product as uncharacterized. The transcript has a single exon. The coding region runs from base 1 to 1194 and encodes 397 amino acids. Lineage: Eukaryota; Apicomplexa; Conoidasida; Eucoccidiorida; Cryptosporidiidae. The record is from RefSeq and is a predicted model, not a curated record.